UGACGCCGAGUUGGUGUAAACCCAAGCACCAUGAAAUUGAGAAGGGAGCAGGUGCGCGGAAAUGCUCUAAUCCCUAAGGCGAUUGAUGAGCUUGCAUCAAGGAACUGACCCUGUGUUGCUGCGGAUUUCUGCGACUAGCUGUACAGAUGGACGGCGUGGCGAUGCGGAGGGCGCGUGAGUCGCUCGAUAUUGUGCACAUGAUGUCCAACUUGCUCGGCACAGGUUUGGACCGGCAGACGCUUGCCGUUUUGAUUGCGCUGUGCGAGCACGGCGUCAAUCCUGAAGCCUUGGCUGCUGUUGUCAAGGAGCUACGCCGGGAGGCACCACCUGCGGCAAAGAAGUCGAGUCAUUGAUGGUAGUCGCAACUUCGUGUAUAUUUUACAAGAUUUUAUCGAUUCCAGCUGCAUUUCGUGAUGUUCACAGUUUUCAUUUGCGCGGAUUGUGUGAUCAAGUCGGACGAAUGUGGAAUGCGGCAGAAUGAGAUCAAUCUGGUUUCGCUAAUCUCUCAGCUCGUCAACUGUGACUCUCUGAUCACAGAAGCUACAUUUUACCGGUGGAAGAGAUGGAAGAUAUUUACGAUGGCUGCCAUGGCACUCUCAUUGCUGUCAUAUUGCACAGAACACAUCUCUGAAUCUUAUUUUGUUGACUACUUCUAUCUUGAAUGGCGAGGCUUUGUAUUAUUGGCAGUGGCAAAUUUUUGCUGUAUGACAAGGUCAUUUCAUAGUUUUUAUGCAACUGACAAUUCGAGGUAAUAGUUUUCUUUUAAGUGGACAGAGCGUAUCAUGUGGUUCUUGUGUCUGUCCCUUAGGCAUCAUGUCAUCAGUAGUUUAAGAAAUUGUGUAAAAAUGGACAGAUAGUGCGGUUUUAAAAUUGCUCGUUACAAGAUUUAUUUUGUAGUUUCUCUCUCAAGGUAUAUUUCUCCUGCGACCUCAAAUUGGAGGGUUUGGUGCGCCUCUAGUCUUGGUUAAUUUUGUGCCUAUUCUAAGACUAUUAUGUUGUCAGUGUCUGCGCCAAAUAGAAGCCUUCGUGCUUCUGCGCUUUGCACCAGCCCCACAAGAGUUGCUAGGUACGGAUCUGGUGUUUCUUUGUUUGGAAACUUGGGACGCGCAAUGAAUUCGCUGAACAUACUUCUCAUUCAACUGUUUAA
Messenger RNA from Physcomitrium patens, 1147 nucleotides. Its product is annotated as mitotic-spindle organizing protein 1. Gene Ontology annotation, biological process: mitotic spindle assembly; gamma-tubulin complex localization; microtubule nucleation by interphase microtubule organizing center. Lineage: Eukaryota; Viridiplantae; Streptophyta; Bryopsida; Funariales; Funariaceae. Gene Ontology annotation, cellular component: interphase microtubule organizing center; gamma-tubulin ring complex; spindle. The record is from RefSeq and is a predicted model, not a curated record.